GCGAUUUCGCUCGCGGGCUGCCUGGGCUGUGGUGAGGGACGGGGAGCCAUGCCGGUGGAGAACAGCAGCGGCGGCGGCCAUUCGGCCAGCGGGAGCGACUCGGGGCUCUUGGAGGGAGAAGAAAGCGAAGGAAUGGGAGCCUCCGUGAUCACGCAGACCAUGCAGCAGGAGGAGGAGCAGCUGGAGGCUGAAGGGAUGGAGGAGGAGAGGCAGAUCAUGGAGAAGGCUCGCAUGUCCUGGGACAGAGACUCAAGUGAAAUGCGCUAUAAGAGGCUUCAGCACUUGCUUGAAAAAAGCAAUAUCUACUCAAAGUUCUUGCUGACCAAAAUGGAACAGCAGCAGCUGGAGGAGCAACGAAAAAAAGAAAAACUAGAAAAAAAAGAAUUGUUAAAAACUGCAAAGAAUGAAAAACUUACUGGUGAAAAAGAAGGCAAACGGGCUGCAAGAAAGAGAGCCAGAGAAGAUGGAAUGUACAAUAUUUCUGAUGUCAUGUCUAAGGAGGAAAUCUUGUCAGCUGCCAAAAAAAGUAAAGUUGAAGAGAAUCAGAAUGAAAGCUCUUCUCUGAAACUGGUUGCAGAAGAAUUCCAGAAUAACGGGGAUGCAAAUAGCAUUAUUAAGGACAGGUUGGCACAGGCAAUGCGUCACAGUGCCAAACAUUUCAUUGACCCAGUACGAAAGUUUAAUGGUCAGCCAGUACCUUUUCAGCAGCCAAAGCUCUUCACUGGAGGAAUAAUGAGAUGGUAUCAAGUGGAAGGCAUGGAAUGGCUGAGGAUGCUCUGGGAGAACGGCAUUAAUGGUAUUUUGGCUGAUGAAAUGGGUUUAGGAAAGACAAUCCAGUGUAUUGCCGCUAUAGCCUUGAUGGUAGAGAGGGGAGUCACUGGACCAUUCCUGGUGUGCGGGCCUCUGUCUACGCUUCCUAACUGGAUGGCAGAAUUCAAAAGAUUUGCUCCUGAGGUUCCUAUCAUGUUGUAUCAUGGCACCCAGCAAGAACGACGGACGCGGGUUCAUAAAAUUCGGAAGAAGCAUGGUUCUCUGAACGUUCAUCCUGUGGUUAUUACUUCUUUUGAAAUAGCCAUGAGGGACAGGCAUGCUCUGCAGAACUUCUACUGGAAGUACUUGGUUGUGGAUGAGGGGCACAGGAUUAAGAAUAUGAAUUGUCGUCUUAUCAAGGAAUUAAAACAGUUUAGGACAGACAAUAAGCUACUGUUAACUGGCACCCCUCUGCAAAACAAUUUAUCUGAGCUCUGGUCCCUCCUGAACUUCCUGCUGCCUGAUGUGUUUGAUGAUUUGAGAAGCUUUGAGUCCUGGUUUGAUAUUACCAGUAUUUCUGAAACCGCUGAGGAUAUUGUUGCUAAAGAGAGAGAGCAGAAUAUCUUGCACAUGCUACACCAGAUUUUGACCCCUUUCUUACUGAGAAGACUGAAAUCAGAUGUUGCUUUAGAAGUUCCUCCCAAGCGUGAAGUCGUAGUCUAUGCACCUCUUGUAAAGAAACAAGAAACUUUCUACACCGCUAUUGUAAACAAGACAAUUCGGAAGCUGCUGGGGGAUGACCAGGAACAAGCAGUUGACUUGAACUACGAAGGCAGACCAAAGCGUCGAAGUCGUAAGCUGGUUAACUAUCGUGAACUCGGUGAAGAGGAUUUCCCUGACAAAUUGGAAAUACUAAUCAGCAAAAAUCAAGAGGAUGUUGAAAAAGAGAGGCCUGUGAUAGAAAUGAACAUGCCUCUGGAUUCAGAAAUCAACCUGAAGUUGCAGAACGUUAUGAUGGUGCUUAGGAAGUGCUGCAACCACCCAUACCUUAUUGAAUACCCGCUGGACCCUGCAACACAGCAGUUUAAGAUCGAUGAGGAUCUAGUGAAGAAUUCGGGCAAAUUCCUGCUCCUGGAUCGCAUGUUGCCAGAACUAAAGAAGCGAGGGCACAAGGUGUUGGUAUUCUCGCAGAUGACCAAAAUGCUGGACAUCUUGAUGGACUACUGCUAUCUGAGGGACUACCAGUUCAGCCGCUUGGAUGGAUCCAUGUCCUACGCAGAGAGAGAAGAAAAUAUGCGCAACUUUAACAAAGAUCCAGAAGUUUUCAUCUUCCUGGUGAGCACACGGGCCGGAGGCCUUGGCAUUAAUUUGACGGCUGCUGAUACAGUCAUCAUUUAUGACAGUGACUGGAAUCCUCAAUCUGAUAUUCAGGCCCAGGACCGCUGUCACCGGAUUGGCCAGACAAAGCCGGUGGUUGUGUAUCGUUUUGUAACUGCAAACACCAUCGAUCAGAAGAUUGUGGAGAGGGCUGCUGCCAAGAGGAAGUUGGAGAAACUGGUCAUCCACAAAAAUCAGUUUAAAGGGGGCAGAUUUGGAGUGAACCAGUCAAAGAGCUCCAUAGAUCCCAAGGAAUUAAUGGAGCUGCUGCAGUCCAGGGACUAUGACAGGGAAGUUAAAGGAUCUACAGAGAAAGUAAUAUCUGACAAAGAUUUAGAGCUACUACUGGAUAGAAGUGACCUUAUUGAUCAAAUGAAAAUGUCUGCACCGCUUAAAGAAAAAAUGGGAGUUUUCAAGGUAUUGGAAACUGCGGAAGACGCUGGCACAGAAAGCAUAUUUUGAAAUAGGAGGCCUUGCACUCAGAGAACAUGUCCUCCUAACCUGAACUUAAAACAUUGCAGAGAUGGACACGUGAUGGUUGCUUUUGGCUUUCCGCUGUCAAAAGUUUGGCUCCAAUUAUAGUAUUCUCGAGAUAAUGGAAGACUGUAAAAUGUAAUGUUGCUAAAUUUGUAUAUGUGAUUAGUGGCAUUUGGGGGGGGGGUUCUUGAUAAAUAACUGACAUGAUUUUUCUGGCUCUCGUAGCACCCGUUAAGCUGCUGAAUUUGUACAGUUUCCUGUGGAAGUCUUACUAGAAAAGAUUUUGCUUUUUAAACGGUGUUUUAAUUCCUUUUGACAGUGCAUUGCAGACAGAAGAAUGUUCUGUGUGCUUGUUUACAAGACUUGACUUUAGUUUUUGGUAACUUUAAACAGAACUUAUUUGAAUUAGGCUUAAAGGUAUUAAUUUUAGUUUUGAAGUGUGUCUGCGGCAGAGUUCGUUACAGAUCUGUAGUUCAGUAGUGUUUGUGGUGUUUUUUUUAGUCUGGAUUUUGGUGGGGUUUAUUUUUCUCUUCUAACACUUAAGAACCACAGGGUCCUGAAGCUACCAGGACUCUGCACCAGUCAUUCAGUCAAGUUUGGCUUUUCCUUCCACAGCACUGUGAGGUCUUGACUGUGUUAGUUGCUUGACAUCCAUUUUGGUUCUGGUGUGAUAUGCAAAGCAAUAAAGAUGA
Eublepharis macularius is the source of this 3296-nucleotide messenger RNA. RefSeq names its product helicase, lymphoid specific (gene HELLS). Gene Ontology annotation, molecular function: ATP-dependent chromatin remodeler activity; ATP binding; chromatin binding. Gene Ontology annotation, cellular component: pericentric heterochromatin; nucleus. The coding region runs from base 49 to 2589 and encodes 846 amino acids. Gene Ontology annotation, biological process: negative regulation of gene expression via chromosomal CpG island methylation; lymphocyte proliferation; pericentric heterochromatin formation. Lineage: Eukaryota; Metazoa; Chordata; Lepidosauria; Squamata; Eublepharidae. The record is from RefSeq and is a predicted model, not a curated record. The transcript has 22 exons.